UUAGUGCAUACAUUAAAUAGUGUUUCUGCUAUAAGUGAAUUUUUCCAAACAGUUCAAGGUAUUUACAAGUUUAUUAUGAAUAGUCAAAAUCGCUAUGAAUUAUAUGUUGAAGUACAAAAACAAAAAAAACUAGAAAUAAUUCAUUUAGAAAGGUUAGUAGAAACUCGGUGGGCCUAUUGGUACAAAUCAUUAAAGAAAAUCAAUAUUCGCUUUAAGGAAAUUCGUGAAGUUCUCAAUGUACUAUCAUCAAAUGGUGAUGAAAAAUCUAGGGUUAUGGCAAUAGGAUAUCUUAAAGAAAUAUCAUCCCAGAGAUUUAUAUCAAUCCUAAUUUCUAUGGAAUCUAUUCUAGAAAUAGUUCACUGUACAUCAAAUGAAUUACAAAAUAGUAAACUUUUACUUCCUUCUGCUAUUCACCUAAUAAAUGUAACCAAACAAAAUUUGUUGAAUAUGCGUUCAAAUGGAGUUUGGGAAAAACUUGAAAAAAAAAUUGUAGCUAAAGCUAAAGAAAAUGAUAUAGAAGUAGACAUUAAAAAAAUCCAGAAAAGGAAGCAAGUUCUUAACAAGAAUCUUCAAAAUUAUUUUAUUUCAUCAACUGUGGGCAAAAACAUUUCAAAAUUUACUUCUUUUCAAGACUUAAAAACAAAUAUUUAUUUUGAAGCAAUUGACAGAUUUACAGUUGAAUUAAAUACAAGAUUUUCAAAUGAUGUAUGCAAUAUAUUAAUGGUGACAGAUGUUUUUAAUAGUUCUAGUUCUGAAUUUUUUAAUCCGGAUUCAAUUCAUUUAAAACACUUUAUUGAACAUUACAAGUAUUUUAAUAUCGAUAAAUGUCUUUUAUCAUCAGAAUUUUUAACUGCUAAAACCUUAUGUCUUAAAGAAAACUAUGAAAACUUGGAUCUUUAUAAUAUUUCGCAUCUACUCAAUAAAGUUCAUAAUGCUUUUCCUGAAACAUUAAAAAUAAUUUCAAUCUUAAUGACUUUGCCAGCAACAACAGCUACAAAUGAAAGAUUUUUCUCUUCUCUUAAAAGAGUAAAAAAUUAUUUAAGGUUAACUAUGGGAGAUGAUAGGUUAAGUGACCUUUUAGUUAUUAAUGUUGAAAGCACUGAAGCCUCUAAAAUAAAUUUAGGUAAAGCUGUUGAUAAAUUUGCACAUUUAAAAGAGCGCCGUUAUCCUUUAAUAGCUUAAUAUAAUUAUUACAUUUUACAUUAUAAAAAUAAGUAAUUGAUCUUUAAUAAAUAAUGUUUAUUGUUAAUUUUGUUGUUGUAUUUUUUAAAGAAUUAUAUUAUAUUAUUAAUCAAGAUGUUUAGUAUUUACAUUAUGUGACUGUAAAUACUGCUAACUACUUGUAAAUCAGUAUUAAAAGGUACCUAUUACCUAUUUAUUAUUUAUUUACACAUAACUCAAUUAUUCUAUUUGACUUUAAUUCGAAUAAUAAUAAAUACUUGACAAAAUUGUUUAUUUUUAAUACUUCAAAACCCUGUGUGUGACGUUCA
Messenger RNA from Rhopalosiphum padi (bird cherry-oat aphid), 1490 nucleotides. RefSeq lists its product as uncharacterized. Gene Ontology annotation, molecular function: protein dimerization activity. The transcript has 2 exons. Lineage: Eukaryota; Metazoa; Arthropoda; Insecta; Hemiptera; Aphididae. The record is from RefSeq and is a predicted model, not a curated record. The coding region runs from base 76 to 1182 and encodes 368 amino acids.